Messenger RNA from Cynara cardunculus var. scolymus (artichoke), 1581 nucleotides. RefSeq names its product zinc finger BED domain-containing protein RICESLEEPER 2-like. Gene Ontology annotation, molecular function: DNA binding; protein dimerization activity. The record is from RefSeq and is a predicted model, not a curated record. Lineage: Eukaryota; Viridiplantae; Streptophyta; Magnoliopsida; Asterales; Asteraceae. The transcript has 4 exons. The coding region runs from base 1 to 1581 and encodes 526 amino acids.
AUGGAAAAAAUUAGCACGUCUCAAUCCGGAAGUAACAGUCAUCAAGCUCCUCCGACACAAUCUAAUCCUACCGUAAGUCAAUCUGUUCCGGAAAGUACAAGGAAAAGGAAAACGUUAGAAUCCAGAUCUCAAGUAUGGGACCAUUUUGAGAAGAUUUUAAACGAGGAUGGGGUAGUCAUUAAAGGUAAGUGCUUAUAUUGUUCAAAAAUAUAUGCAGCUGAGGCUAAAAAGCAUGGUACUUCCUCUUUAAAUAGCCACAUGAAAGCUUGUUUAAAGAAUCCACAUGCAUCAAGCAAUGACAUUGCCGUUGGGUUCAUGAAAAACAAGGUGGUGAAUUGGGGUGGUUCUUCUAUUAGGGCAGAGUACAUACAUAUGAGAUGCAUUGCUCAUAUUCUUAAUUUGGUUGUACAAGAUGGAUUGAAAUUAGCAGAUUCAUYAGUYAAGAARAUUAGGGAUURCAUUAGGUGGGUGAGGGGUUCUCCAUCUAGGUUGAAGAAGUUUAGAGAACUUGCAGAAUUGCUUGAAGUGAAAGAGAAAAGUUCCUUAUGUCUUGACGUUCCAACUAGAUGGAACUCCACGUAUAUGAUGCUUCGAACCGCAAUUGGUUACAUACAAGUUUUUGAAACGUAUGAGAGUAGUGACAGCGCGUUACAUAUGGAUUUGGGAGAUUCGCUGCCUUCAUAUCUUGAUUGGUUAUCUGUUGACAGCUUGGUCGUAUUUUUGAAGACAUUUUAUGAGAUGACAAUUAGAAUUUCUGGCUCACUUUAUGUCACCUCAAAUUCUUUCUUAACCGAGAUUUCAGAUUUGAGUUGCAUUAUUGCCGAUAUGUUACAAUCUACGUCAAAAGUUGAAGAGGAAAUGGGUGUUAAAAUGAAAGAAAAGUUCAGUAAAUAUUGGGGUGAUCCAGAUAAGAUGAACUUCAUCAUAUUUUUUGGCAAUAUAUUGGACCCCAGAGACAAGGUUGAGUACAUGCAAGUCCAGCUCAAUCAAAUGUAUGGUGAGGAUCAAGAGUAUGUAUCAACAUAUUCCGAACCGUCUACCACUAUGAUGCCUCCUCCACCCACUAAGUGUGAGAAUGUUCCCGUUGGAAGGGUACAGUCUAGAUUAAAGAGCCAACUUAAGAAACAAAAGAUGGAAAGUGGGGCUUCACUCAACAAAAAGAGUGAACUUGAACUUUAUCUAAGUGAGUCGACCAUAGAUGAGACAAAUGAUUUUGAUAUUUUAAGAUGGUGGAAGGUUAAUAGUGAAAGGUUUCCUGUUCUUUCAAAAUUGGCUAGAGAUGUGCUUGCUGUUCCAAUUUCAACUGUGGCAUCUGAGUCUACUUUUAGUACUAGUGGCCGGGUCUUAGAUAAUUUUAGGAGUUCUUUAUCGCCUAAAAUGGUAGAAGCCCUGAUAUGUACACAAGACUGGCUAAGAGGCCCUAGUCAGCCAAUUGCAGUUGAAGAAAACAUAGCUGAUAUUGAAAAGUUUGAGAAAGAAAUGAUGAAUAUGAGACUAGGAAGUUCAAGUUCUGUCAAUGAUCAAGAGGAUUCUCUUCCGGUUCCAGCUGUUGAUGUGGAUGAUCUAGAGCUAGACAGCUAG